Fusarium tjaetaba is the source of this 576-nucleotide messenger RNA. RefSeq lists its product as uncharacterized. The record is from RefSeq and is a predicted model, not a curated record. The coding region runs from base 1 to 576 and encodes 191 amino acids. The transcript has 2 exons. Lineage: Eukaryota; Fungi; Ascomycota; Sordariomycetes; Hypocreales; Nectriaceae.
AUGGAGUCCAUCUCAUGCCUGUACUCCGACAACACCUUCUGCUUUGGCUUCGGCGCAACCAGUUACAAGGCAGCGCUUACAUCGCUGGACGCUAUACUUCCCAAGCAGCACAUUGCUUCCAUGCGACACAUCGAAGUCGGCUGGCAUCUCUAUGCUGGUGUGAGUCAGUACUAUGACAGCCACCCUCAAGCAUGGGACACUACGCUGGAUGUCCCAGCGCCCGAGACUGAAACGCUGUGGAACGAUGUCUGCACUGAACUCGUCAAACUGUCGCAUCUGCGGACGCUGCGGAUUGUGGUCUGGCUGUCCGGUGAUAGGAGAGGACAGUUUGUGGAAAGGGAGAAAGACUUGCUUGCACCGCUGUUGGUGAUGGGACAUUUAGAUAGGUUUGAUAUUCAUCUGCCAUGGAAGCAGGGUGAUCCUGAAUUGUGGAAUGAUGCGCCGUUCUCGGUUUCUAGGCGUUUCAGGGUCAAGGAGAUGUAUGGUGUGAGCGUUCCAUUACUUGAUGAUGACUUUUACUGGUCGGGUUCGGCUGCUAAACAUAGGAUAUACAGGCACUGCUCCGUAAAGCAAUAG